Molecule: messenger RNA, 896 nt
Organism: Coturnix japonica (Japanese quail)
Lineage: Eukaryota; Metazoa; Chordata; Aves; Galliformes; Phasianidae
Gene: PLLP
Product: plasmolipin
Biological process (GO): myelination
Cellular component (GO): membrane
Molecular function (GO): structural constituent of myelin sheath
Source: RefSeq, a predicted model, not a curated record
GGGGCCGCCCCGCCGGCUGCGCUGACAGCGGCCCGAGCCCGGCGCUCAUGGCGGGGCUGCCCGGAGCCGCGGGGACACGGAGCGGAUCCCCGGGAGCCGCCGCCGCUCCGCCCCCCCCGCGCCUCGACGAAGCGUUCCUGUGCUCCCCGCUCGGGGGGCUGAUGGGGGCCCAGGCCGUGCUCGGCCUCCUGGUGUGGGCUCUGAUUGCUGACACCACCUACCACCUCCACGCAGCGUAUGGCUGGGUGCUGUUUGUGUCCAUCUUCCUCUGGGUAAUGACGGUCGUGCUCUUUGUGAUGUACCUCCUGCAGCUCCCCAUGAAGCUCUACAUGGUCCCCUGGUCACUCCUGCUGAUGAUCUUCAAUGCAGUGGCGACAGUUCUGUACAUCGCCGCCUUCGUCACCAGCUCAGUAGCCGUGCGUCCCACCUCGUGGCGCCAGUGGGAUUACAACAGGAGAGCUGCCGCCUCCUUCUUCGCCGGCCUCGUGAUGCUCACUUAUGGGGCGACCACCUUCUUCAGCUUCCGUGCAUGGAAAGGACUGGGCGGCAGCGCAGCCCGCAGCCAGGCGGACAGCAGGGCCUGAGGCCUCGGGCAGCGGCGCUGUCCGUGGUGCUGCAGCCCCGCCGAGGCCGAAGCUCCCGGUGGCGCUACACGGUGCGCAGGGUCCGGCUGUUCCGUGGAGCAGUUGUACCGAGUGGGCUCACCCCACUGGGCACCAUCAGAACUAACACUCACUAAACCCAGCCCACGUGGCUGCCUGUGGUCACGCAGGGAUGUGGUGUAAAUAACUGCAAUUAACUCGUGUCAGCCAACAUAGAAGCUGAAGCUGUUAUCACACUGAUCUUAAAGACAAAGCCCAGUUUUAUGCUUUAAAUAAACACCUUCCUAAAUCCAA